AUGAAAGAUAUGGUGAAACAAAUUGUUUCCGGUUAUAUAGUUCGUGGAAGUGAGAAAAUACUAAAUUUAUCUGAACGAACAAGAAAGUGCGUAGACAAAGAUGAAGAACCUUUUAAAUCAGAAGUGACAUCCAAUGGCUUCAAAUCUGAUUCACUGAAACUUGGAAAUACCUUAAAAUCAAUAGGCAUGAACGCAAGCCCAAACGAAAGUGAAGUUGAAAGGACAUUAGUGAAUGGAAAAAAACCAAUGAAACUCACGAGUAGGAAAGAAACUGGCAAACCAAGUGCACACACCAUAUUGGGGAAUCAAGAGUUGGCGAUUACUGAUUCAGAAAAAAGGCCAGAAAAUGGAAAGAGGGUUCGCCGAGGAAGGAAAAGACUAUUGGCAUGUUUGGGACCAAGCCCACAGCCAUCGAUAUUUAAAAAAAUGGAUCACCAGAGACGAGAAUAUGUCACACACUCGGUUACCUCAACUAUCAAUGAGAACAUUAAUGUAGAUCAUUCAAAUUCUAAUGAUAGAGUGGAAGUAGUAACUGGAGAAUCAGCUAUUAAAACUGAAUCAAAGUUCGAUAAGAAAGGAAUAAAAAAAUCAGUUUUAAAGGAUUUAAAUCAAUUAGUUCCAAAUAUUUCAACUGUUAAUGAAGUUAAGUAUGAAAAACUUUCAAAGGUGUCUACUCAAAUAGUAGCAAAUCAGAAAGUUUGCAGCGAACUCGAAAUUGCAUCAGAAAUUGGCAUAGAUCAACAGAAUGGUCUUUUGAAAUGUACUUCAGAAUCUGAUAAACCUGUUAUUUUGGUGCCAUCUCAAAGCAAUGUUCCCGGUAAAGGAAACCAGUCGAAUGUCUCCAUGAAAAACGGCCUGACUCAACCCACUCCCCCUUGUGGAGAAACGAGUGUGACAAUUUCGAUUACUGAAAAUCCUCUUUGUUCUGACAGAAAUAAAGUUAAAUUUGAAGCUUCAGAAGGCAGACAAGAUAAGGUCGAAGAUCUUCAAAAGCCUUCCUUUGUGGCAAUCGAUAGUCAUAUAGUCAGCAGAAAAGUUAAAAUUCUCCCCAUAAAUGGUGGAUACCAAGAAAUCAAUAGGAUAAAUCUUACCGAAUCCACCAAACUUGAUGACUCAGUUAUCUUGGUAGAGUCGAAACGAAGUAUUGAAGAAUUAACUUUGCCGAUUACUUCGAAUAAGGCAUGUGCUAUGGAAGAGCUGGCAACGAGCAAGAACAAUGGUAGCGAUAUCUCAAAAGAAAAUCCGUUAAAUUUAAUUAAUGGAAAAGUGCGGAGUCGAUUGAAAAAUUUAGGAGCCUCUUUGAUAAUACCUUCGUCCCUCGUUACUAAGUCUGGACAACCUUCAAUUCCAGUUGUUCCAGAAGUAGGCAACCAAUAUCUCACUUUUAAAUCGUCUAACUCUAGUGAUCAAAUUGAUGCGGAAGGUCAAGUUUCAUUAAAUGAGAAUGCAGAAUGUGCUUCAAUUAAAACCAAUCCAGAACCAAAUAUGACUAGAACAGGUAGAAUAAAGGAAGAAACUUCGAAAUCAGCUACUAAAGAGAUGUCAGUUUCCAACGAAUCGACUCAUGAGAUUCCUUCAAAACUAGAAUCACAGCUCAAUUUUGUCCCUUCGAAUGCACACUGCUCCUUUGAGGUUGCAAUAAGUUGUUGUCAAGAGGAUACUGAAGGUAGCAUUACAUCGAAAUCGAAUCAUGGUAACGAGGAUGCUGCAGAAGGAAAAUUGAAUGGCUUGAGGUUGAGACCAAGAAGACGAAGAGAAUCAGAAUGGCUCAUGUGGAGUUCAAUCAGAUUGCCACCGAUGGUAAGUCAUUACUAUGCACCCAAAAGGUGUGCUAAGAAAACAGGCGGUAAAAAAGGUGCUAGUCGAAGAAAAUCAAGUCCGGCAGCUAAGUCUUCUAGUAAAUCGAAUUUAAGCAAAAAAAGCCGAAGACAGACCGAACCGCCAAGAAAUCGAUUAAAAGAAUGCAUGAACAAGAGCCAGGAAGGGAAUCCUUACGAUAGCGAUGAGGAAGUAUUUGGGUAUUUUGAAGCAUGCCAUCACCCUCGAUGCAAAAGACCCCUGAAAUACAGGAAAGUUAUUCGAUGUUGUGCCUGUGAGAGGUGGUUUCAUCAUUUGUGCGUUAAUGCCCAACUGCAUGAAAUAACAGACCCCGAGUACACAUGUCCAGAUUGCAGGAACGAAAAGCCAGCCCAGUCGGCGAAUAAAGGUUCCUAA
Rodentolepis nana is the source of this 2214-nucleotide messenger RNA. NCBI's taxonomy places the organism in Eukaryota, Metazoa, Platyhelminthes, Cestoda, Cyclophyllidea, Hymenolepididae. The record is from the annotation of a GenBank genome assembly.